GUUUCAUAGGUCAUGUGAAAUUGAAAGUAGGAUCUCGGUCUAUCGGGAACACGUAGUAAUUAAGUAUGGAUGAAGAAGAACCCAUGGAUAUUUCAGGAGAGUCUUUCUCUUUGGGAAGUCCAUCUAGAUUACAAAGAAAUUCUGCCAGUAGAAUUAUUCCACGUCGACAGUCCUUUCCCAUCAAACAGCAAUCAAGGUCUGAGGAUCGUCAGUUCUUGACUAGCAGAACUCCCAAACGUUUGUCUAUGUCCGCCCUGCAGUCUAACUCAAGGGUAGAUUACUCUAAGAGAUAUUCCUCAAUUACACCUCAACACUAUCAACCCAGUUCUGUAGAACUGCCACCUCCUCUGAGUGAACAAAUCCACAACCAUUCAACACCAAUCAGAAGUUUGAGUGAUCGUUAUGAACGACCAUCAAAAAUUACACAGAGACAUCAUAAACAUAAAUCCUCGGACAAAGAGGAAGAGGAGGAAGAUGAUCCAUACAUUAGACGUAAAAACAGUCGCAGAAAAAUUGAAAGGAAACGUUCAGAACCAUAUAUAAGUAUCAAACAGAAACUGGCUUUCAUGGCAUUUCUGGUAGUGUUGUUUAUCAUUAUCCAUAUUAUAAAUAGUGCUAGACCAGGGCAGUGUAAGGUAACUGUUGAUAUUCCAAAACUAAAGGAUCAUCUCAAGAAGAAUGUGUUUGGUCAGCAUAUAGCCUCAGAUUUAGUAAUGUCACUGGCAAAGAACCUGUCUGUACAUUUCCGUAAGUCCUUAAAUAACUCCCAGACUGUUGUCUCUUUCCAUGGCUGGUCUGGUAUAGGCAAAAAUCAUAUUGCAAAAAUACUAAAACAGAUGUUUCGACCAGUCAAAGUUAACACAUUCCUUGUUCCCCUUCACUUCCCACAUAGGUCUCAGGACCAGGAAUACCAGGCGCUGAUCCCACAGUGGAUAAAGGCUAAUAUUUCACUCUGUAACAUGAAUGUAUUUAUUUUUGAUGAGAUGGACAAAGCGUCAGACAGCGUGAUCCAAGGACUUCAAACUGCUUUGACAGAAAUCAAGAAUUCCAAUUUAACUACAAGAGUCUGGACCUUGUUUAUUCUACUCAGUAACAGCAGAGGGUCGGACAUCAACAAUUAUCUGUUCUCUCAGCUAGAAAAUGGUCGUGAAAGAGAAAAUCUUACACAAGAGGAGUUUAUCCCUACACUUACCAGUGAUACAGAAGGGAGCUGGUAUGCUUCUCUCCUUGAGGAGGGACUUAUCACACACACAGUGCCGUUCCUGCCUCUCACAGAGACACAUGUAAAAAGCUGCAUCAUCCGUGAUUUAUACCUGAAGAAUAUGGUUCCUAACAAGGAGACUACAGAGAAGAUUCUGGGGGAGCUUCCAUUUAACCAACCAGGGGAGAAAGGUGACCGUUACUCUACAACAGGCUGUAAGAGAGUUUCCUCUAAAGUGGACCUACAUAUGGACGACUGACAAAGUUGACAUACAUAUAGACGACUGACAAAGUCGAUCUACAUAUGGACCACUGACAAAGUUGACAUACAGAUGGACGACUGACAAAGUUGACAUACAUAUGGACGACUGACAAAGUCGACAUACACAUGGAUCACUGACAAAGUCAACCUACAUAUGGACGACUGACAAAGUUGACAUACAUAUAGACGACUGACAAAGUCGAUCUACAUAUGGACCACUGACAAAGUUGACAUACAGAUGGACGACUGACAAAGUUGACAUACAUAUGGACUGACAAAGUUGACAUACAUAUGGACGACUGACAAAGUCGACAUACACAUGGAUCACUGACAAAGUCAACCUACAUAUGGACAACUGACAAAGUUGACAUACAUAUAGACGACUGACAAAGUCGACAUACAUAUGGAUGACUGACAAAGUCGACCUACAUAUAGACGACUGACAAAGUCAACAUAAACAUGGACGACUGACAAAGUCAACCUAUAUAUGGACGACUGACAAAGUCGACAUAAACAUGGACGACUGACAAAGUCAACAUACAUAUAGACAACUGACAAAGUCGACAUACAUAUGGGGAACUGACAAAGUCGACAUAAACAUGGACGACUGAAAAAGUCGACAUACACAUGGACAACUGACAAAGUCGACCUACAUAUGGAUAACUGACAAAGUCAACCUACAUAUGGACAACUGACAAAGUCGACCUAUAUAUGGACGACUGACAAAGUUGACAUACACAUGGACGACUGAUGAAGUCGACAUACAUAUGGACGACUGACAAUGUCAACCUACAUAUUGACAACUGACAAAGUCGACCUAUAUAUGGACGACUGACGAAGUUGACAUACAUAUGGACAACUGACAAAGUCGACCUAUAUAUGGACAACUCUGACGAAGUUGAACUACACAUGUGGAACUGACAAUGUAGGUCUAUACAUGUGGAUGGCAAUUUAUUUAUAACAAUCUGGACUAAUUUUCAUUAAAAGUGUCCAAUGUGAAGUCUUGGUUCCUCUCGUGGUUAUACAGUAAUACAUGUAUAAAGCAAUCCAGUUUCUGAUGGGUAUUACAUUCCUCGUAGAUAAACACAGGGACUUUGCAUGAAUUUCCAACUCCACAGUAUAAUAAUAUAUUAUUUAGUAUGAUACAUAGAGUACACAUACAGGAUUAAGGUGUUAUAGGAAUGUGUGCCAAGUCCCUGUGGUGGUGGUGAUAGUUAUGUUUUGUUAUGAAUUUGGUAUGUCAUGAGUGUGAUAAAAUGUCUCAAUAUUUUUUUUUCAUAAUUUGUAUUGACCAUCAAAUUGAAAUAUUUGUUGAGGUACAGGAUUAAAAUAUACAUGUAGAUCAUCAAGUAUGGCAGCUACAAAAAGUAAACUAAAUACUGUUUUUGUUCUGUUCACAAAUAACAUUCGCUAUAUUGUGUUCAUUCUUUCAUAUACAUGUAUAUACAUGUGUAGCGGAACUGUACUGGGUCAAUCAUCAGCGACCAGGUAGCUCAGUUGGUAGAGCAUCUGGCUAGUGUUAGGCGGUCCCGGGUUCGAACCCCGGUCUGGCUGCUACAUUUUCUCUUUCUCCUCUUACACAUGUAGAUAUGUUUGAUAUUAGAUUAUAUGUAAUACAUUUAACAAAUGAAUCAGAUAGACAUUAAUUUACAUGUGACAAUUUGAAGAGGUUAAAGACAUUGAAUGAUUUAAGUAGGAUUAGUAUGAACCAGAUGACUAUUAUAAUCAAAUCAAUAUUUCAAAAUACUCAUAAGUCUGUUUAUAAGUGUUUUCAAUGCAGUGAUAUAUUGAUGUUUAAUGAGAUGAUGUGGAAAACUAAAUAUUUAGCAUUUUGUAUUUUAAUUAAAAAACUGUUGCUUCCAUUA
Molecule: messenger RNA, 3327 nt
Organism: Pecten maximus
Lineage: Eukaryota; Metazoa; Mollusca; Bivalvia; Pectinida; Pectinidae
Product: torsin-1B-like
Exons: 2
Coding region: 66-1460 (464 amino acids)
Cellular component (GO): endoplasmic reticulum lumen; nuclear envelope
Molecular function (GO): ATP hydrolysis activity; ATP binding
Source: RefSeq, a predicted model, not a curated record